AUGAGCCAGAGUCGGACUGUCCACGUGACUCAGUUUCCGCACUCACGGCUGUAUGCACCCGCAGUCUGGCGGAGGCGGGCAGUCCUCGUACGCAGUACGGUCAAGGCCUGCCGCCCGAGCGUGCGGCAUAUCCGUCCCCGGAUACACGACCAUUCACGCAUCUGCUAUGUCUUCACCUUCAACAGCUGCUUCGAGCCCUCAGAACAAGCCGCGAGCCUGUUGCUUCUCGGCAUUUUCGGUUGGUCGGACGGACGCAACCGCAAUGAGCUGCACGGCGAGCGCGGCCGAAGACUGACCUUCUACACUGGUCCGCGCGGAAGUGCCAGUAAGCAGAAUCAAAGCGCGCGCAACCAAGGCUGUCCCUCGGGAAUCGGCGUACAAAAGAGCGCAUCCUCCCGCAAGUCGCAGAUCGCGCUCGAUGUCCGGUUGCUGCCUGGGGAAGCGGGCACGCUGAGUAUCCGGUAG
This is a messenger RNA of Rangifer tarandus platyrhynchus (Svalbard reindeer), 465 nucleotides long. NCBI's taxonomy places the organism in Eukaryota, Metazoa, Chordata, Mammalia, Artiodactyla, Cervidae. The record is from the annotation of a GenBank genome assembly.